AUGGUCAUGUGCUGGUCUCACAUGCGGAAACGAGUACAAAAGAAGUUACAUUUAACGGAAGAUAAAAAUUUGCACAAUGAAAUUAUGGAUGAUAUUGAUACCGUACAACUCUCAAACAGUCAAAAAACAUUUGAAGUUGCUACAAAACUAUUCCUGAAAAAAUGGAAGAGUGAAGAAAAAGUUCUUCAAUAUUUUUCAAGUGAAUGGCUCGAAUCAAAAAAUGGUUGGUAUGAAGGUCUACAGAUGUAUGUGUCAAGUACCAAUAACGCUCUAGAAGCCACCAAUCGUGUUAUAAAAGAUGAAGAUACAAUAAGAGGACGAUUAGUUUUAUCAAGAUUCACAGUUGUUGUAUUUUCAAUCGUCAUGAAGUGGUCAAAAGAACGUAAUCCUAUUCGUGUCAAUUCAAAAAAAUUCGAACAUCAACCUUCAAUUACAUUAUCACACUGGACUGAUGGAUAUAAUUGA
Messenger RNA from Didymodactylos carnosus, 465 nucleotides. The record is from the annotation of a GenBank genome assembly. Lineage: Eukaryota; Metazoa; Rotifera; Eurotatoria; Philodinida; Philodinidae.